CGCGUCGCGCUUACAUUUUUAUUUCGUUUUGCACCGCUUACUGCGUAGGUGUCCCGUGUAAAAUUACAAAUUCACAAGUGUUAACAGCAAAUAAACAGUGCGAUGUUGAAAUCAUUUAUGUACAUAAUUCAAGAGAAUCAAUCACAAAACGCAUUUAUCGCAAUAUUGGCGGCAUAAAAAGCCAAGAAAUCAACCAAUUUCUCUCUCAAUACAAAUAAUUCUAUUCCAAAUGCAACACUGUGGCGCAACACCAACACAAUGCUGUUGAAAAAGAAACGCUUUAUGUACGUAGAGCAGGACGGCAGUAUAGACAACAUUGCUGUUUUCAAACCAAGCAACAACAGCAACAGCAGCAGCAGCAAUAACAUCAACAGCAGCAGCAACAGCAGUGUUGUUUGUGUUAGUGGCAGUAGUUAUGGAUCCAACAUGGCCGAUACACGCGAAGUACGCAUUGUGGAGCAAUUAAAAGUGAAAAUUGGCGAUGCGAAAAACCUGAGCAGUCGUAAUGCGGCCAACACCAGCUGCAGUACACAAGGGACUCGAGAUGUUUAUUGCAUAAUAGCACUGGAUCAGGAAGAAAUAUGCCGCUCACCCAUCAUCGAACGCACAUUAAAGCCAUUCUUUGGCGAGGAAUAUCAUUUCAUAAUACCCCGGCGAUUUCGCUAUCUAUCCAUUUACCUAUAUGAUCGUGAUAUGAAGCAGGAUAAGCCGAUUGGCAAGAUAGCGAUAAAGCGAGAGGAGCUGCACAAGUACAAUCAUGAGGACCAUUGGUUCUCGCUGCGACCGGUCGAUGCUGACUCCGAGGUGCAGGGCAUGGCACAAAUUGAGGUGCAAUUCGAAAAGGUGCCACAGCCGGUGACGAUGACAACGCUCGAUGUAAACAAGGAGUUGGGCGGACAGCAGCAUCUGCAUCACCAGAGUGCACAUCAAAAUGAUUACAAGGAGAACAGCGAACUGAGCAAUAUACAGAGGUCACUAACCGGUACAUCAUCGUCCAAUGACCAAUUAAAGGAGGCGCUGUCUAAUACGCAUGCGCGUAACUUGCGUGUGGCUAUACGUGUGCCUGCCUGUGUUGAUCUCUCCAAGAAGCAGGGCAACUGUGAUCCAUAUGUGGUCUUUACCGCCUAUUACAACAACAAUCAGCAAAUAACUAAGCGCACGAAGCGUUGCAAGAAGACCGUCAAUCCUGAAUUCGAUGAGGUUAUGUACUUUGAUCUCUGUAUUAACACAGAUGUGGGCAGUACGGCAACAACGGGCAGUGCCAUAUAUCCCAUAGAGGUGGCCGAUAUCAGUGAGAUUGUUAUAACAGUGUGGCAUGGCGCCAUGGCGGAUAAAAUCUUCCUGGGUGAGGUGCGUCUACCCAUGCUGAAUAAGCAACAACAAAUGGCCGUACAGCCGUCUGCCUGGUAUUAUCUGCAGCCGCGUAGCACAGCAAGCAGUUGUCGUUCGUUGAAUGUCGUACCUCGCUCCUGUGCAACGCCACCGGGUACGCGACUAAGCGUGGACUCGACAAUUGGAUCGCUGCGUCUCAAUCUGAACUACACCGCCGAUCAUGUUUUCCCACUGGCCACCUACGAUGAUUUGCUCAAUCUCUUGCUUGAGUCUGGCGAUCGGAAGCCCAUUACCGUAUCAGCAGUUUCGAUACUCGGCGAGCUGGUUUCGGGCAAGACGGAAUUGGCACAGCCACUGGUGCGUCUAUUCACAUAUAAGGAGCGCAUAGCGUCCAUUAUUGAAGCGCUCGCCGACUCUGAGAUAUCAAAUCUGACAGAUCCCACGACAAUAUUCCGCGGCAACACACUUGUCUCCAAAAUGAUGGAAGAGGCUAUGCGUUUAUCGGGAUUGCAUUAUCUGCAUCAGACACUGCGUCCCGUCCUCUCACAAAUAGUUGCCGAAAAGAAACCCUGCGAAAUUGAUCCCUCAAAGGUGAAUCGCUCAGCGAUCGACACAAAUCUGCACAACCUCCAAGACUAUGUGGAGCGCGUUUUUGAGGCCAUAACGAAGAGUGCAGAACGUUGUCCCAAGGUAUUGUGCGAGAUCUUUUACAAUUUGCGCCGAUGUGCCAGCAAGCAUUUUCCUCGAAAUCUAGAAGUUCGUUACUCUGUGGUAUCGGGUUUCAUAUUUUUGCGUUUCUUUGCGCCAGCCAUAUUGGGUCCCAAACUGUUUGAUCUGACCACAGAACGUUUGGAUGCCCAAACCAAUCGCACAUUAACGCUCAUCUCGAAGACCAUUCAAUCACUGGGCAAUUUGGUCAGUUCUCGCUCUUCGCAGCAGCCCUGCAAGGAGGAAUACACCGGCGAGCUGUAUAAGAAGUUCUGCACGGAAAAACAUGUUGAGGCGGUCAAGCGUUUCCUCGAGCAAAUUUCCACGCUUAAGUCGGAUGAUUUUUCCCACAGCGAGCCAGUGGUUCUAAAAGAAGGCAAGGGCAUAAUUACCAAAUAUCCGAAAAAUCCGAAACAUUUUGGCAACAAGAGCAUGCAGCGCUACUUCUGCCUGACCACGCGUUCGCUGAGUUAUUCCAACUCGAAGGGCAAGCGACCCAAGUUAGACAUACCGCUCGAGGACAUUUCCAGUGUUGAACAGCUGAAUGAUAAAAGCUUCAAAAUGCAGAAUUGUUUUAAGAUUAUAAGCAAAGAUCGUCCACUUAUAGUGCAGGCAAUGAAUUGUGUGGAGGAGCACGAAUGGAUCGAAUUGCUGCACAAGAUUUGCCGAAUUAAUUCCAUACGCAUGCACUCUUUCCAUCCAUCGGCAUUCGUCAGCGGCAUCUACAGUUGUUGCGACCGUGCCGAUGAGAAUGCGCCCGGCUGCAAAACUGUGUCACCCCAAGAGAUGUAUAGCUUCCAAAUGGAUUUGGUCACUGCGCUGGAUCCACAGCUCGACUUGCAGCGCAUACACACGCUCAUCAUGUCCAACAUGUGUCUGUUGGAUGCGCUGCUCGAUCCGCUUGCGCAACACUUGCCCCCACAGCACAAUCCAUUGGGGCCGAUGGCCACCGCGCUGCAACAGCAAUCUCUAACAGUCUAUGGAGAGUUCAAAAAGACGAUUGAGAAGUUGCGCGAGAAGGCCUAUGCCAUCGAUAGGGAUCAUCGGGACUACAAGCAGGGCAUAACGAGAAAAUUGAAAUAUGGCAGUCCCCAGGCACCGAUCGGCGACGACAACUAUUAUAGUCUGAUGCGAGCCGCCGGUCAACUAAACCUGCAACAUCAUCAGCAGCAGCAGUAUCAGCAGCAACAGCAGCAGCAGCAACAACAGUACCACCAACAGCAACAACAGUACCACCAACAGCAGCAGCAGCAGCACCAUCAGCAACCACAGCCUGUAUUGCCGCAAAUGCAGAAUGUACGCGCGAAUCCAUAUCAGGCGCAGCAACAACACCAGCAGCAGCAACAACUGCAUCACAGCAAUCCCAACAUGAACGCUUACCACAUACACAAUCUGCAACAUCAGCAACGAGUUCAGCAACAGAAUCAGCAGCAAAACAUCCAACAGUAUUGGCAGCAGGACCAGCCUUUACGUUCCCAACAGCAACUGCACCAACAAUUGCAACUGCAACGCCAGCAUCAACUGCAUCUCAACAACAAUAUCGUAAUCAGCACCCACAACAAUAACAACAACAACAACAGUAGUAGCGGUCAUGUCUCAUCUUCCAGCCCAUCAUCGACUGCUUCUAGUGUUGCAGCCGCACCCAGCUCUUUGGCCUCAUCAGCAUCGACGUCAAUGCCUCAGCCGGCGAAACCGAUUUAUUAGCGUUCAAGACUAUGCGUAUUUGCCAUACCAAGAGCGAUCAUUAUGACGCGGUAGAUACGCAUACAGCCCUUUCUGGCAAUUAAGCAAACACAUGGUGGUGAGGGGAAGGGCGCUCACAAACUAUUUUUCUAUCUAUAUCGUAGAACCGCUAAGAGCUGAAGCUUAAACUAUUCUAUGCCAACAACCUCUUACUUUACUUAAUGAUAUGAUAAUGUUAAUAGUGCGUGUAACACACUGCCCCCAACAACAACAACAGAAACAACAACAACUUCACACACUUCCAUGCUGUGCUUGCUUCCGUACUACAAGAAGAAAAAAAAGAGAAGAACUAUUGCUAAAGAAUACGUAUAUUUUUACACACAUUCUUGGCUAGCUUUAUCCAUAAUUUGGCUACAAUGUUUUCGUUAAAAACUUUAUUUGAGAACUAUUGGUUAAGUGAACACUUUGAUCAACUAUCUUUAAUUAUUUUCCUUCACUGAUCUCCCCAUUUGUGUACAAAUUGAUUAUGCAUCUUAAGCACUUCGAUCCGACUUCAUCAUCUCAUUCAUAACUUAACCAUUAAACGUUCUGGUUCUCCAAGUCGAUCGAUUUGGAAUAAAUUACUGAUUUCAAUUCUUUCCCAUUUCUCUAUUUCAUAACUCGCUAAAUAGUCGUCUUCCAAUUCGAUACCACACUCUUCAGGCGGCAUCCUUAGAAAUUUGAUUUGAUAAAGCUAGCUGGGUAUAGCUAUGUAUGUAUUUCUUUAAUCAUGAGCGAACCGUAUAGCCAAGGUAACAACAACAACAACAAAAAAACGAGUGUGUAGAGUCGUCGUCGCCUACACCGUGCUGUAUAAAUAGUUUUAUGUGCUAAUUUUAAAGCCCUAUUUUUAAAUGCCUAAAUUUUAAUGUUAAUGCGUAAUGCUUAGACUAAGAUUUUUUAAAUUACCAUUUUUUAUAUACAUUUAUACGCUUAAUUUUUAAGCCUAUUUAUUUUUUGUAUGUGCUAAAC
This is a messenger RNA of Scaptodrosophila lebanonensis, 4734 nucleotides long. RefSeq names its product GTPase-activating protein (gene RasGAP1). The record is from RefSeq and is a predicted model, not a curated record. Gene Ontology annotation, biological process: regulation of GTPase activity; intracellular signal transduction. The coding region runs from base 259 to 3744 and encodes 1161 amino acids. Lineage: Eukaryota; Metazoa; Arthropoda; Insecta; Diptera; Drosophilidae. The transcript is spliced from 6 exons.